AUGAUCCUGAGGUUAUUGCUAGCCGUUGCCCCGUAUGCGCUAGCCGAGAUUGCCGAUUAUGCCACCGUACCCCAGGGUCAGAAUCCGACGCUAUACUCGCCGGAGGACCAUGUUAUUCAGCUGGAUGAGAACACGUUUAACGAUACCGUAUAUUGCCAGGGGCCCGAUUGCACCGGGUUUUUAAUUGAGUUCUACUCCGACUGGUGUGGGCAUUGCAGAGCUUUUGCCCCGCUAUACAAACGUCUUGCCGAUGAUGUGAAGGGCUGGUCCCCGGUCGUGAAAAUCGCUGCCAUCAACUGCGCCGAUCAAGUGAAUGAAGCGACUUGUCGGGCGAAUGGCGUCCAGUAUUUCCCUUUUAUCAAGUACUUUCCGAAGAACUCGACGCAAGCCUUCGACGGGAACAAGCUGAAGGCCUACCAAUCGUUGGCCGAGAUGCGGGAUCAAUUGACAAAGGUCGUGAUCGACGACUUCUCCGUCAACCGCUUCCCGGACUGGCCAGAUUUCGACUUCAUGAAUGACAUCGUAACCUACGGCCACCUUUGGGACGGCAUCGACACGACCGCCCAGUUCUUGGCUAUCAUUUUUGAGAGCCACCAGACCAGCUUGACUGGGGCACAGCUGUUGCUCGAUCUGUCAAAGCAGAGAGAUCGUCUGGUAGCUAGGAGAUCGUUGAAAACGAAUCCGCUUGUCGAGAAGCUCCACCUCACCGACUUCCCCUCGAUUGCCAUUUUCAAGCGGGGCGAGACGCAGCCGAUCCAUGUUUCGGAGAUUCGUCGUAUGCUGAUGAAUGAAGUCGAAGAAUUUUUGGGCACCCCGACAAAGUCGAUCUCGAACUCCAUCAUCCAGAUGCAUAGCAGGAGACCAAACCGAACGGCGCAGUGCGAGGAGAAUCCGGCAGAAUGCCGUCCUCUCUAUUACGUUUCUGAGGUAGACAUGCUGAAGGCGAUGCGCUACGCCUUGUUCCGAGAGACAGCCAGAAACGGCACCCCACUCCAGGGCCAGAACCUGACAGCCCUCUACCAAUUUCUGAACGCCCUCUCCGACCAUUUCCCAACCACCACCAGCCCGGAUGGUGGACACAAUGAGGUGGGCUUGAAUUUUGAGAGCACGCUUGAUCGCUCGACUCGUGCCGUGCGGCGUCUCAUGCGGAUGCGGGAAUUCUUGGAGACUCGCGGGCUUGAUCACGUGAUUCCGAUCGACGAUUGGCAGAAGGAGUUCUUGGAUGCGGAGGCAGAAGCCGGCAACCCAUUCCCAACAUCCGCCGAGUGGGACCACUGCAAGGGGUCGACCCCGCAGUUCCGCGGCUACACCUGUGGACUCUGGACGACGUUCCACACCCUUACUAUUGCCGCAUAUAGGCAGGGUGCUAACAGUGCCGACUUCCACCCUCUUCCCAUUCUUCACUCGAUCCGGGAUUGGGUGGGCAACUUCUUUGGAUGUCUCCACUGCCGGGACCACUUCUUGAAGAUGACCACCAAGACGUUCAAGAUUGAGGAGAAUGUGAAAAACCGUGAAGACGUGUUCUUCUACUUGUGGGAGGCACACAAUCGGGUGAACAAGCGGCUGUCCGGAAGGGAUACGGAAGAUCCCAAGUAUCCAAAGUACAAAUUCCCAGCAACCUUCUUGUGUCCCAACUGCAUCACGGAGGACAAGCCGAAUUACGAGCAGCUGAAGGACUUCCUCCUCUCCUACUACACCGAGAUCAAGCCGUACAAGGGGAAGAACCUGCUCGAGCGCUUGAGAUCA
Messenger RNA from Mesorhabditis spiculigera, 1746 nucleotides. The record is from the annotation of a GenBank genome assembly. NCBI's taxonomy places the organism in Eukaryota, Metazoa, Nematoda, Chromadorea, Rhabditida, Rhabditidae.